AUGGGAGCUGGAUCUCUUAGAAAGGAGCAAGUCCACAUACAUUUAACAAACAUGGUCCUGUCGAUGAUAAGCUACAAAGGAAGAGUAUCUCCAACCACCAAGCUCUUACUUGGCUUUUUGUUCUCAACCGAUGCCCAACCAGGCUAUCAUGGGGAUUGCAAACGGACCACCGUUGUCUUCUAUGUGAAUCAAGAGACCACGUCUUCUUCCAGUGCAGCUACUCAUCGGCAGUUUGGAGCCCUUUUUCAGCGAUAUCAUCCACUCUCUAGGACUUGGACUGGUGGCCUUCUCACAACGGCUGGUAAAAAUCACUUCAAAUUUCUCUCUAGACUGGCUUGGCAAGCUUCAAUCUACGAGUUAUGGAAGGAGAGAACUGAUCGGAACUCCAAACGACCUCCGACUUCUCUUAUCAAUUCAAGACCAUUCGCAACACCAUCAAGAACCAUAAUCCGUCUGCUGCAAGCGAUUGUAUGCAGCUAUGGUUUUCUCUUGAUCCUGGAAAUUAAAUGGGAACUGGUUUCACGUCGGAUCGUGACGGAAUUAGGGAUUCUGGUUUCUCAGCAACGAAACUUCUUCAUCGAAUUUCAUUACAAGGAUAGUUACUAUUCAACGGAAAAUUGUUCUAGAAUCCUAAACUGA
This is a messenger RNA of Arabis nemorensis, 639 nucleotides long. The record is from the annotation of a GenBank genome assembly. Lineage: Eukaryota; Viridiplantae; Streptophyta; Magnoliopsida; Brassicales; Brassicaceae.